Clavispora lusitaniae ATCC 42720 is the source of this 282-nucleotide messenger RNA. NCBI's taxonomy places the organism in Eukaryota, Fungi, Ascomycota, Pichiomycetes, Serinales, Metschnikowiaceae. The record is from RefSeq and is a predicted model, not a curated record.
AUGUUUGAUAAAGCUAUUAUUCAAGAUAAAUCCAAAGAGCUGUUAGCUGUGGAAAGUCUUACUUUAGAAGCCGACGCAUUAGCCAUUAUCCGUCUAUGUAAAGAUAUCCUCACAAUAACACGCGGAUUAAAGGAAACAUGGUGUUUGGGCACCAUGAAAGUUCAACAAAAAGACACCCUGGAGGCUUCUCCAGAAGAAGUUCAACAAGUGUUUACGAAGUUCAAUGCCUUGCUCGAUCGUAUUGCUGUACUUGAAAAACGCCAAGCCAUCCAAGUGGCAUAA